AGCCAGCAUUGAAACGGCCAGCACUGAUGCGCAUAUCAUAAAAUCAUCGAGAACGCAAAUCCAACGAUUCCGAAAAGUGAUUAUUGCGAAGCCAUCUGCUUCGCCCUCGAAACCCGAAAAUUCUCUCGAUUGCGUGCCGAUACUAGCCUGGUCACCUUGGUAUUGGGACUUCCACCACGUCGCCUGCAUACUCCACCACCCGCCCAAACCCCACGAUUGCACCCUUCGAAUGCGCAUAAAGGUUUCGACUGUUGUGUUCGAUGACCUAAACCUCUGUCCAGUCUCUCAAGACACAUGCCACCCCCGGACGAAGGACAUUGACGCUCCCUCGUCGAUGGACAGAUGGUUGGGCCAUCGAGCACUCUGAGCUCGUCUGCGACGCCGACUCAGAAGUCAAUCUACCCCGCGCAGUCGUCUGCGCCGUACAAUAAUACGAUCUUGAGAACGAGCUUGGAUCGAGAUGGACUACAACCUACGGGGCCCGGUACCGGCACCCGAGCGGUGUCGAACAAUGCAAUACCUUUCGGCCCUCGCGGCUCCUCGUUGACUUCAUCUGGCGCACCAGGCAGUUUCAGCUCCAAUAUGCGCAGUCAGGCUGGUCCAAGAAGUGGAUCUGGGCAGGAAGGAAACGUUUCUUUGAGAGAAUUGAGAGAUUUUGACAGGAUGGAGGGGGAAGACGGCAGGGAAUCUGGUCAUCUCCUCUCGACACUGAAGGAGUCGCUGAACCGAGAAAUGAAGAUAAAAGAAGGGAGCGAGAAUCUGUUAGAAGCAUUGAACAGCAAGAAGGCAAAACAGACGAAAGAGCAGCGGCAGAGGGUGGAGGCAGAGCUCAACUCUUCGAACCAGAAGAUCAAGGAGCUCAAGAGAAAGAUAUCAGAACUACAAAGACCGAGGCUCCCUUCGACUCCGACUAGAUCUCGAAUGGAUGGUUUAUUUCAGAGCAGCAGUGGCCUGCGGUCUCCUCAAAGUGCUUCUAAGAGUGCUACUGGGUCGGAUUUUGAUGAACCCACGGAAUCACCAACAUAUGCUCUUGCAGAAAUUCUCCAGGCUCUUGAAAUUGAAGGCCUCACGCCCGACUACUACGUCGGGCACGCGAAUAAUCUCGUGGAGCUUUUCAAACGGCAUCCCACACUGAAGUAUGAUCUGGUUUGGUCGAUUUUUGGCCUACGAAUGCAAGUUAUGCUUUUGAGCGAAAGUCGAGAAGUUGUGGCUGCUGGAUAUCGGAUGACUAGAUACGCAAUAUCUGAUAGAAGCUCGUUGCAGAAGAUUCGAGCGUUAAAUACAGAUUAUCUAGUAGUACUCUCCCUCAUCAAGGAGAGAAAGGCAGACGUCGAGCGAGAACAGGCACUCAAGUUCGUGCGUGCAUUCCUCGAAGUAAAGGGCGGCGUACAUGAGGUGUCCAGAACAGUCGUGAGGACUAUUGUAUCAGUUGCCGAGCAUCCUGAAGAUCGUCUGAGAGCUAUUUGCAUAGAAACUCUUGCUGAGAUCAUGGUCCGCGACCCUGCCUUGAUAGUUGCGUCGGGAGGACUCAGACCGUUGGCAGACGCUCUAGGAGAGGGAACCUACCCGGCAUCGGAGAGUCUAACUGCAGCUUUUCUCUACUUGCUGGACGCACCCCAGAGAAGGAAGUAUCUCCGCUCAGGAUAUGAGCUUGAAGUGCUUUUCGUGGCAUUUACAGACUCUCUGUUUGCUAACGAGAGCAUAUUGAAACAAAACUCCAAGUCUAUAGCCUACGCCCUGAAAUCUUGGCCUGGUCUGAUGACUCUCUCGAUGUACAAUUUCAGGGCCAUCCGGUCUCUGGUCUCCUGCUUAAUGCUACCGAAUUCUACUAUUCGAGAGACAGUUAUUGAUUUGCUUUAUGGCCUUCUCCGAAUCAAAUCACCGUUUUGGGCCACAUCAUUCUUAGCUGGCCGACGGUUGACAACAUAUGGGCGUCUUGCAACCCUCAAAUCAAAUCACCCGAAAAGUGUAGGGCAAGCAACUGAGGAAGAAAGCACUGAGAAGAACUUCGUGGAUCAUUACACAGCAUUGUUGUUAGCGGUUCUGAUCUCAUCAGACAUGAUGACAGGGUUAUUACAGGUCACCCGGGAUGCAGACAACUCAAUGUUAAAACGGAAAACGACAUUGCUUAUCGGGGAAGUCCUUAAACUCGCCAGCAGGUUACUACCGUCAACAUGGAGUAGCGAUCUUCAACUCCUUCCGGAGCUGUUCGCUGCGGCCUCACACUUUGGUAGUGAAGAGCGUUUCGGUGCCACUGGAACCGUCUAUCAAAUUAGCAGUGUGAGCCGGACAUUGUAUCGAUCGGCCCCCAUCAACACACCUGCAUUAACGAGUUCCAGCAACAACAGUGACGAGAACCUAACCAUAACGAGCCUGGAGGUUGAACCCAAACCGCAUCUUACUCUUGCCUUGGAUGAAACUACGUUUCGGGCGUUGAUAGUCGAAACCCAGGUACUGUCAAGUGGGAAUCCGUUGAAGUGGAAGUGGGACAUUAUUCUGAAGAUCAUUGAGGGGCCGUUGCUGAAUGGCAAGCGCCUUGACGAAGCCAUUAAGGCCUCCAGAUUCAUCAAAAGGAUCAUGAGCUUUUACCGACCGUUUAAGUACAAAUUUGCGGAGACUAGGAUUUCCCGCACAAGCCAGAAAUAUAUCAAGGUUGGCUGUGCACUCAUACAUACUCUCCUCCAGACCCCAGAAGGAGUCAGGUAUCUAGCAGACAACAAGCUCUUGCGACAGAUUGCCGAAUGUCUCGCACAAUGCGAUCCCACCAGUGGUUUAACAGCGCAAUCCCCAAUGUUUUCAAAAGAGAGACUUGCCGAGACUUGUUGCAGCGGAUAUUUUGACAUGAUAGGAGUUCUGAGCGGUGAUUCCAGAGGCCUGCAGAUGCUUGACCGGUGGCGAAUGAUCAACAUGAUGUAUCAUAUCAUCGAUCUGAAGCAGCGUCCGGAUCUUAUCAAAUUGUUGCUGUCGAAUUUCGACUAUAGCCUUAUGGGACAUCCAAGAGUGCUUUUAUCCAAAGCUCUCACGGGUGGAUCGAAAGAGAUUCGCAUACACGCGACGAAUGUUUUGAGAAGAUACUCCAGCCGCUCCCGUCCAAACGGAGCCGUGAAUCAAGGCGUGGGUGACUCAAAGUGGGCUAUCCAACUACUCGUGACUCAAUUAUACGACCCUGAAGUCGAAGUCUGUGCUACCGCAAUUAAGAUCCUCGAGGAGGCUUGCAACAGAAAGAGUUACCUCGAAUACAUUGUAGAAUGUCGUCCGGCUUUGGAUCACCUCGGAGAGAUUGGCGCUCCCUUGCUACUUCGAUUCCUUUCCACUUCCAUCGGAUACCACUACCUCGAUGGGUUGGAUUAUAUCAGUAAUGAAAUGGAUGACUGGUUCUUGGGCCGCAAUGAUGCCUACGUCGGGGUCAUUGAGGCAAGUCUUGCACGGGCAUUCGUUGAGUCACCACAAGAGGAGUCGUCAGGUCGUUUUAGCAUCGACGAAGAGAACUUCGAAUUCGACGGUGACAGCGACGCUCAUGUGCCUCCUCAUUUCUAUAGGGAGUUGACCAGGACCAAAGAAGGUUGCAAACUUCUGCGUAGCAAAGGUCAUUUUGAAGAAUUUGCAAAUACGAUUCGCGAGUACGGGAUGCUUUCAGACGACCCUGAGUUAAUUCUGAAGGUCAAAGGAUGCUUGUGGGCAGUCGGCAAUGUCGGAUCUAUGGAACUUGGUGGACCGUUUCUUGAAGAAUCCGAUGUGGUUGAGAACAUUGUCAAGAUCGCUGAAUCACAUGAAAUAAUGAGUUUACGAGGAACAGCAUUCUUUGUGCUAGGGCUCAUUUCCCGUAGCAUUCACGGGCUUGAAAUACUGUCAGAGUAUGGAUGGGAUAGUAAUACGACGACCAUGGGCACUUCCCUUGGUCUCUGCAUCCCUCAAGACCUGAGCAAAUUCUUUUCGUACAAACCAUGGAAACAUGAGAAAGUCUCCGAUAUCAGUCUAGACGACACGCAGAAAGCAGCCAUAGCUGCAGCAAAGACCGACGACGAUGCAGUCAACCAACGUAUUCUGGAGCUCGUUAUGGAUCUGGGCAAUACAGUCCUGAAGAACAAAGCAAUGAGCGAACUGAUGCACAUCAAAGCGAAGAAAGCCCCUGGCUUCAGACAAGCAUCACUUUUCAAGAAAAUAAUGAUCUUAUUGGAAUGCCAUCAAUUCCGCCUAGGUAUGCGACGGUUCGCUAUUGACCUCUUUGACAAAAGUGUCAUGAGGCAAAUCGUCCUAGACGAAGAAAGCAGUGAUGAGAACCAAGAGAGCAGCGACGAUGACAGUGGAAGUGAAGGUAGAACAGAGAGGCAACCAAGUGUCACCAAUCUCUCCUCCCCUACACUUUCUGAAUGAUCAUGGAAUAUGAGCAGGUUUUGACUGAUAGGAUAUUGUACAAUUAUGAGGCGCAUUUACUUGGCAUAGGCAGGCAAGAUUUGUAGGAGUUUUCCCGUUCAAAUGUAUCAUUUGAAUGGUGAUGGCUGGCGUAGGGAGGGACGGGUAGAUUUGUACACCGUAUUUGAGCGAUACUUAAGAAUAAAAGUACUUCUCCAAG
Messenger RNA from Amorphotheca resinae ATCC 22711, 4573 nucleotides. RefSeq lists its product as hypothetical. The record is from RefSeq and is a predicted model, not a curated record. Gene Ontology annotation, cellular component: TORC2 complex. NCBI's taxonomy places the organism in Eukaryota, Fungi, Ascomycota, Leotiomycetes, Helotiales, Amorphothecaceae. The transcript is spliced from 3 exons. Bases 343 to 4374 code for a protein of 1343 amino acids. Gene Ontology annotation, biological process: TORC2 signaling.